Molecule: messenger RNA, 1419 nt
Organism: Thyridium curvatum
Lineage: Eukaryota; Fungi; Ascomycota; Sordariomycetes; Thyridiales; Thyridiaceae
Exons: 5
Coding region: 1-1419 (472 amino acids)
Biological process (GO): tRNA methylation
Cellular component (GO): tRNA (m1A) methyltransferase complex
Source: RefSeq, a predicted model, not a curated record
AUGCACGCGACACUUGAGCACGAUACUGUCUUCUUAGAAGCCCCUUACAAGGGUGGAGAAUACAGGCUUCAUCGCGCCGGACCGCUCAAGGCCGACGAGCCCGUCCAGCUCAAGGACGCCAGGCGCACCACCUUGGACGCUGCCCACAUCAUCGGCAAGUCGUCUCGCGAUGUGAUCAAGACUAGGAAGGGCCUGGGGAGUGACCCCCCUCUGGAUGAGAGCGGCAAGACUAACACACAAGACCACUCCAAGAUAUACCCGGCAGAUGCCAACUUCAUCGUCAGCCUUCUGGAUAUCAACCUCCCGGUACCGGGUGAGGACCCCGACGCCGAUGCACAGCCCCCCUUUGAGAUCUUCGAGGCCGGCACCGGCAUGGGCUCCCUGACCCUCCACCUCGCCCGUGCCAUCCACGGAGCCAACCCGCCAGUCUCGCCGUCCCUUCGGCAAUCCCUCGUUGAUGCACCCUAUCAGCGAUCCAAUCACAACAUCUUCACCUCGCCCGCGGACCCGGAACCCUCCUCAGACCCAUCAUCCACCUCCGAACCCACCACCACCACCACCACUGACCCAUCUUCCGCGACCCUCAGCCACCACACCCUGGACUUCCCAACCGAGGCCCAGUCCCAAGCCUGGGAAGCCCACCUCUCCUCCCGCCGUGCCGUCAUCCACACCCUCGACAACAGACCCGCCCACUCGCGCAGCGCCCACAAGAACGUCCGCCGCUUCCGCCGCGCGCUCUACCUCCCGGACAUCGACUUCCACAUCGGCUCCGUCCAGUCCUACCUCUCGGCCCGCCUGGCCGCAGCAGCAGCAGCAGCAACCUCCGCCCAGACCUCCCCCCUUUCCUGGCUGGAGGAGGAGGAGGACCACCCCUUCCUCGCGCACGCCAUCCUCGACCUGCCCGACGCCUGGGACACGGCGGGCGAGCUGGCGAUCCGCUGCCUCAAGCCCGACGGCCUGCUCGUCGUCUUCGCCGCCCAGCUCACGCAGGUCGUCCGCUUCGCCGCCGAGGCCGCCCGCUCCGGCGCCCCCGUGCGCCAGGAGCGCGUCGUCGAGCUCGCGACCAGCACCGUCGCCGGCGGCUCCGGCGGCGGCGAGGGCACGCUGUCGUCGAACCUGGCCGGUACCGGGGGCCGCGAGUGGGACGUCCGCCUCGUGCGCGGGAUCAGGAAGACCGAGGCGGCCGAGGAGGCGGGCGGCGAGGUCGUCGACCUGCAGCAGACUCCCGAGGAGCGGCUCGUCACGGUGUGCCGGCCCAAGGUCGGCGCGUACACCGCCGGCGGAGGGUUUGUGGCGGUGUUCAGGAAGCUGGAGACGAGGAGCAGGAGCUGGGUGUCUGGCCAGGGGCGGGUAGAUGCUGAGGGUGUUGCUGCUGUGGAGCAGAAGGAGAUGGAGGUGAGGAGAAGGGAAACGGAGUGA